AUGGCCGAGAAGAGCCUUGACCCCACCUGCGUCUCCAUCGCCCUGGAGGACCCUGUGUGCAACUCAGGCUCUCAGGAUGCUCCCCUGCUGACCACCCACCUGAAGAAGGUGGAGAACCACAUCACGGAUGCCCAGAGGUUCUCCCACCUGCCCAAGCGGUCGGCGGUGGACAUCGAGUUUGUCGACCUGUCGUACUCCGUCCGCGAGGGUUCGUGGUGGAGGAAGAGAGGAUACAAGACAUUGCUGAAAUGUUUGUCAGGAAAAUUUUGCCGCCGCGAGCUCAUUGGGAUCAUGGGUCCUUCUGGAGCUGGGAAAUCCACUCUCAUGAACAUCCUGGCUGGGUACCGGGAGACGGGCAUGAAGGGGCAGAUCCUUGUGAACGGGCGGCAGAGAGAGCUGCGCACUUUCCGGAAGAUGUCUUGCUACAUCAUGCAGGACGACAUGCUGUUGCCGCACCUCACUGUGCGCGAGGCCAUGAUGGUUUCUGCCAACUUGAAGCUGAAUGAGAAGCAGGAGGUGAAGAAAGAGCUGGUGAAUGAGAUACUGACCGCCCUGAGUCUUCUGGAAUGUUCCUACACCCGCACCAUGUCCCUGUCUGGAGGACAGCGCAAACGCCUCGCCAUUGCUCUGGAGCUGGUCAACAACCCCCCAGUCAUGUUUUUUGAUGAACCCACCAGCGGCCUGGACAGUGCUUCCUGCUUCCAGGUGGUCUCCCUGCUGAAGUCCCUGGCUCAGGGCGGGCGCACCAUCAUCUGCACCAUCCACCAGCCCAGUGCGAAACUCUUCGAAAAGUUUGACAAGCUUUACAUCCUGAGCCAAGGGCAGUGCAUCUUCAAGGGAGCGGUACCCAACCUCAUCCCGUACCUAAAGGGGCUGGGCCUGCAUUGCCCCACCUACCACAACCCAGCCGAUUUCAUUAUCGAAGUCGCCUCGGGCGAGUACGGCGACCUUAACCCGCUGCUGUUCCAGGCGGUCCAGAAUGGGCUUUGCGCCAUGGUGGAGAAGAAGAGCAGUCCGGACAAAAGGGACGCUUCUUGCCAGGAGCACUGCGGGCCGGAUAUGGAUCACAUCGAAAGCCAUACGUUUGCAACCAGCACCCUGACCCAGUUCUGCAUUCUCUUCAAGAGGACCUUCCUUUCCAUCCUGAGAGACACGGUGCUCACCCACCUGCGGUUCAUGUCACACAUCUGCAUCGGGGUCUUGAUCGGCCUGCUCUACCUGCACAUCGGCAAUGACGCCGCCAAGGUCUUCAACAACACCGGCUUCCUCUUCUUCUCCAUGCUGUUCCUCAUGUUCGCUGCUCUGAUGCCCACCGUCCUCACGUUCCCCCUGGAAAUGUCCGUGUUCCUGCGAGAGCAUCUCAACUACUGGUACAGCCUGAAGGCCUACUUCCUGGCCAAAACCAUGGCAGACGUUCCUUUCCAGGUGAUUUGCCCCAUCACCUAUUGCAGUAUUGUCUACUGGAUGACAGGACAGCCCCCUGAAGCCACCCGCUUCCUGCUUUUCUCUGCCCUGGCCACCUCCACAGCCCUGGUGGCCCAGUCUCUGGGGCUGGUGAUAGGGGCAGCAUCCACCUCCUUGCAGGUGGCCACUUUUGUGGGUCCCGUCACCGCCAUCCCAGUCCUGCUUUUCUCUGGCUUCUUCGUCAGCUUCAAGACCAUCCCGACCUACCUACAGUGGAGCUCCUACGUCUCUUACGUCAGGUACGGUUUUGAAGGCGUCAUCCUGACCAUCUACUCCUUGGAGCGAGGCGAGCUGGAGUGCAAGGUGCCCGACUGCCCAUUCAAGGAUCCCAUCAAGAUUCUCAAGGAGCUGGACGUGGAAGAAGCCAAGCUCUACCUUGAUUUUAUUGUCCUGGGGAUUUUCUUCCUGAUCCUCCGACUGCUGGCCUACCUUGCCCUCAAGUACAAGGUGAAGUCGGAAAGAUAA
Messenger RNA from Varanus komodoensis (Komodo dragon), 1929 nucleotides. RefSeq names its product ATP binding cassette subfamily G member 4 (gene ABCG4). The record is from RefSeq and is a predicted model, not a curated record. Bases 1 to 1929 code for a protein of 642 amino acids. Gene Ontology annotation, cellular component: plasma membrane. Lineage: Eukaryota; Metazoa; Chordata; Lepidosauria; Squamata; Varanidae. The transcript has 14 exons. Gene Ontology annotation, molecular function: ATP hydrolysis activity; ABC-type transporter activity; ATP binding.